Molecule: messenger RNA, 2586 nt
Organism: Blumeria graminis f. sp. triticale
Lineage: Eukaryota; Fungi; Ascomycota; Leotiomycetes; Helotiales; Erysiphaceae
Source: the annotation of a GenBank genome assembly
AUGGGAAAUACGAACACCAAGGAAUCUCGAGGAUCGGAAAUACCCUUCACGCCCAGAAAUCAUGAGAUUACAGGCGCAAAAAGCCAAUCAGCAAACCAUGACGACCGAGAUAGAGAUCGGUCUCACACAUCACGCUCUGAACGAGGAAGUAGAAAUGAAACUAUGACCAUAGGGGUGAGCCUUGGCUCUAACAGUGCAGGUUCUGAGCGUCGUGAAUCGAAACAAGAGAGAGAAGCCAAGAAACUUGAGAAGGAAAGACAAAUAAGGAUAGUGGAGAGAGAAAAAAGUCUUCGGGAAGAAAAUGUUGACGGAGGCUAUCUGGUGACUAUGGGAAUCUAUACAGGAAUAGAAGAUUUCAACAAGGUUAUCGUGCGUAAAUUAAUCAUUGAAAGGAAAAUGGCGCCUUUCUGGAGGGGUCUAAAUGAAAUAUCUGAUGCAUGGACCGAAAACCAACUAAUAGCAGCUUGUAGAGGUCUACCUAUCCCGGCCUCAGAUGAUGUGUCUCAAGGAAAGAAUACAUCAGAUAUUUCAAGUAAUACUUUAAUUGCAGAAAAGAGCUCUCAAGAGGCAACAGCACAAAAAUCGUUAGUAUUAGACUCAACUUUGUCUGAUACAUUCACCAUACCAUCAAUAAUAGAUACGUUUCCUGAUGCUGUGCAAAAAUCUCCUCUUUUUCCAUCCUCACCGACUCUCUCUUCUUCACUUAAUCGAACUCAGCCAGAAACUCUCGUGCCUUUAACAAACCCUUCCCAGAAUUCCUUUAUCUCUGAUUACGGAUUCCAAGAAGUAUAUUUACCAAAUGACCCAUACAUCAAUGGCAAGGCGAUUGAGGUUUUCCUCUAUUCUGACACAGUCGAUUGUCCGAUUUGCUUUCUCAGUUAUCCACAGUAUUUAAAUAAAACGCGAUGUUGCGACCAGCCAAUGUGUUCGGAAUGCUUUGUACAAAUAAAAAGACCCGAACCGCACCCGCCUGAGCACCACGACAAUGAUUUAAUCACUCAAAGAGCCGCUGUCACUGAUCUCGAAUUGUUAGUUUCUGAACCUGCCUGUUGUCCAUACUGCCAACAGCCAGAUUUCGGAGUGACUUACGAGCCACCAAGCUUUCGAAGAGGGCUUUCAAGUACUAAUAUCGCCGAAGACUUCUUAGAGCUAGGCUAUGACGCUUCAACCUCGCUGUCUUUUAACUCUGGCUCCAUGUUAUCGCCAUCUCAUUCACCAAAUCCUCAAAAGCGCAGGACUUAUUCCCUUUCUGCAGAUGCACAGACAGUCGUAACUAUUGAUAGGAUUCGGCCAGAUUGGGCUAUCAAGCUUGCAAAUGCUAGAUCUCAUCUGGCGCGAAAAUCUGCCGCAGCGACUGCGCUACAUACGGCUGCUUAUUUAAUGAAUAAUCCAGGCAGUGAUAAUCGUAGCUUUGCUUUUAGAUCAAACCGGAUGGGGAGGGGUCGGAGUGGCGAUAGUCCGAGUGCUAGUGGGAACUCAAUGUCUGCUCAGCGGAACGAUGGAAACGGCAUCACGACAGCACAGGAUCAUAAAAUUCAGACGCAGAAAGAGCAGCAGCUCAGUGAGGCACAAGCCCGCAGAAAUAGGGUCAGAGAUAUUGAAGAGCUAAUGAUGGUUGAAGCAAUCCGGCUAAGUUUAGCUACUGAAGAAGAGAGAAAAAAAAAUGCCGAGAAGGAAGCUGCAAAAGAAGCCAAGAAGAUAUUUAAAGAAGUUAAAAAACGGGAGAAGAAAGAGCGAAAGAGUGUCUAUGGGGGUGUAGGGGGCUCUGCCAGCGGUAGUGCCCUAAGCGUGAAUCUCCCUCGAUUAGGAAAGCGACGGGGCAAUAGUGUCGCAAGUAUUUUCCAUCGAGAGGUAAUUCAUGAUGAUACUGAAGGAUCGCAACCAAAAGGAAAGGCAGUUGACUGUCAGCCUACCGGUAUUUUAGAUAGCUUCUCCCCCACGCAUCUAACUCGUGCAAAUACCACUAAUUGGAUACCACACCCAACCAGAAAUUUAGAAAAUCAAACCUCAAAAAUAGCUGACGAAAAAAGAGGGACCUCACCACUGGCCAUUGCAAGAAGAUUUCAUCCCUUGAAAUUCGGCAAGAACUCUUCUACUCAUAUUUCCACUCUUGAUGAUAUGAGCCCCAGCAGCUUACCAAAUCACUUGGAUGGACGUGGUUUCACUCCUUCUUUUGAUACUACCAGUAUAAAUGGCAAAUUCACUAAGAGAGAUAGUACAUCUCACCUCGAAAAUGCUGGUAAUAUCGACCCAGAAUUUAAGCCUAAAUUUCAAAGUAUUCCAGCCCUGAUGUCUGAAAAGAGCGGAUUAAAAACAAAAAGAGGCACGCCCAGUCUGAAUGAUGAAAGUUCUCAACAAAGUAGCUAUAAGUCUCAUCAAGCUAGUGUUGAGGACAACAUAUCUGGAAGAAAAUUAGGAAUUUCAACCUCCUAUCAGGUUGACAAGGCAAAUAUCGUUUCAGGACUAUCAGAUGUCAUACAAGACAUGAAUCCACAAGUUAUAAUUACCCCGGGGUCUCCUGAACAAGUUGGUGACGGGGGUAAAGGUGAGCAACAACUUUGCGAAAUUUUAGCCCAGAGACCGUGA